GCCGCCCGCCCGCCGGGCGCCCCGCCACCCGCGCGAUGGGCGCCAACGAGGACCAGGAGAUGGAACUAGAAGCAUUACGAUCAAUUUAUGAAGGAGAUGAAAGUUUCCGGGAAUUAAGUCCAGUUUCAUUUCAAUAUAGGAUAGGUGAAAACGGUGAUCCCAAGGCCUUCCUCAUAGAGGUAUCCUGGACAGAGACGUACCCCCAGACCCCUCCGAUCAUAUCUAUGAAUGCCUUUUUUAACAACACCAUAUCAUCAGCUGUAAAGCAGAGCAUAUUAGCCAAGUUACAGGAAGCUGUGGAAGUUAAUCUGGGGACGGCUAUGACCUACACAUUAUUUGAAUAUGCCAAGGACAACAAAGAGCAGUUCAUGGAGAAUCACCAUCCUAUUAAUUCUACCACAUCCAUAAGCAAUAUCAUCUCAGUUGAAACUCCUACCACAGCCCCAUCAAGUAAGAAAAAAGACAAAAAAGAACAACUUUCAAAAGCCCAGAAACGGAAGCUAGCAGAUAAAACAGAUCACAAAGGAGAGCUUCCUAGAGGAUGGAACUGGGUUGAUGUGGUGAAGGUACAUAAUAUUUAUGUUCUGGUCUUCAAAAUUGUUACAGUUAUUGCUGUCAAAUAAUGACAUCUCUGUCUUUUUUUCUCCCCAUCAAUCUUUGGAUUUCCUGGGAUGUCUCCUUCCUUUUUGACAUCCAGCAUUUGAGCAAAACUGGCUCUAAAGAUGAUGAAUAACACUUGGCAUUUGAGACAAGGGACUCGCAUCCUUUUAAAAGUAACCUGGGUUCAAAAUCUUUCACUACUCUUUCUGGUAUCAAGGUGACUUUUUAUAAAACAACUUUUUGUAUGUUUCUUAUGUAAAACCUGUUGUAAGCUGUCAGUUCAUGAAGAGAUCUGGUGUAUUAAAUCAUUUUCACAAAUUUGCCUUAAUAAAAGGUGAAACUGUUGAUGUGUAGCAUACUUUAUGAACCUGUUGGGCUUUGUAAAUGUACAAAUGCAGGGGAUGAUAAAUAUUAAUUUAUAUGAUCUUAUUCAGGUAGGUGUGAUGUUUUUUUUUAAGGUCUGAAGCCCUUUUCAAACUCUCAGCCCCGUGGAGCAGAGUGCUGAGUGAGCGCCACUCCCCACGCCCACCUAGCACGCUUCUGUCUUCGUGAAGUCUUUCUCUUCAUUGCUGAAGCGUAAAUCGCUUCAGAGAAAUUGAAGUAGAAGUACUGGGUUUGAACCUCAUAGAUAGGACUCCUUGUAGCUCCUUUUUAUUUUUCAAAGGUGAACCGCUUCUCUUUGAUGAAUCAACAUGUGUUUAUGCUUUUGGUUUGGGUCAUGAUGUUUGGGCACGAGAGCUUUCGGUGUUACCAGGGAGAGGAGAAUGUGAAAAUGUAUCUGCCAGAUAUCUUAGGAAGCAUUCGAAUAGAGAUGCUGGUUCUUAUUUAAAAAUUUCUCUUUGCUGCAAAUACCAGGAUGGGAGUAAAAGAUGCCUUAAUAAUUAGUUUUUGUAGUGUGGAGACAAUAGCUUCAAUAAAUUCCUAUGUCUAUGCUAUUGUUGCAAUUUUUAAUUGUUUGGUAACUGAGAUCUUCUAAAUGAUUUAAAACCACAUUUCAACUCUUGUUUUUGUUUUGUUUCGUUUUUAGCGUCUUUUCAAUAUCUAUAUGUAUUUCUCAGCCUGACCAUCUUUGUAAUAACAACUGUAAAGUCAGAUGCUGAACUGAAGUACAUGAUUGAUAUUUUUGUUAUCAUUAAUAGAAGAAGCUAUUAGUGUAGCUUUACCAGGAAGUUACUGAUGCUUGUGUGUGACUUGCAGUGAUUCUAUAGAUGCUCCCCAACAAUAAAGACACUUACAACUACUGCUGUGGUAUCCGGAAGGGCAAGUGGUUGGUUCCUCAAAUUAGACCUGUGCAUCUUGGGUCUGAGUUUUUGAAGAAUAAUUCACUUUUAAAGAAGUUUCCUUAGCACAAGGGUGUUUGAGGUAUCCCUGGUGUUUGCUGAGUUAACACUGACUUGAGUCUUUAAAGUGUCAUUACAAUGAAGAAGUGUAAUGACAUUUUCAAAAGCUGUAUUACUUUUUAUUUCUUGAGUUAAUAUGAUAGAGAAAAAACAUUAAAAUUCAGGACCAUUGGAAUGUGCCAACUUUGGGGUUGUGUGUGGUUUUGUUGUGUUGACUUGUUUGCUUGUUUUGUAAAGAAGCUGAAACUGCUGGAAGAAAAUAUUUCAUUUUGUGCUGAAGAUUUUGAAGUUAUUCAGGCUUAUCAUGGUUCAUAGAUUACAAAGAUUGAUGCUAGUUCAAUGCCAAUGACUAUUUCUACUCUUUUUAUAUGAAAUGUGCACACGUUGGGGGUGCUGGUGGCAGCGGUGCCUCCUACUACCUCAUGUAGUGAGGUAGUAGGCCAUGGAAAACACUUGAACAUUCUCAUCAGUCUGCCAUCAUCUGUUUAACCUCCUGGCAUAUUUUAUAAAAGUCUGUUUACUUCAACUUGUAUGGAAAUGACAAUUAAUAAGCAAUAAAAGCUGAACGCAUAUAU
Molecule: messenger RNA, 2515 nt
Organism: Talpa occidentalis (Iberian mole)
Lineage: Eukaryota; Metazoa; Chordata; Mammalia; Eulipotyphla; Talpidae
Gene: RWDD4
Product: RWD domain containing 4
Exons: 7
Coding region: 36-623 (195 amino acids)
Molecular function (GO): protein binding
Source: RefSeq, a predicted model, not a curated record